Messenger RNA from Girardinichthys multiradiatus, 1610 nucleotides. RefSeq names its product V-set domain containing T cell activation inhibitor 1 (gene vtcn1). The transcript is spliced from 5 exons. The coding region runs from base 99 to 917 and encodes 272 amino acids. The record is from RefSeq and is a predicted model, not a curated record. Lineage: Eukaryota; Metazoa; Chordata; Actinopteri; Cyprinodontiformes; Goodeidae.
AUAAGUGGCACAUGAGCACAAUUUAAAGACCAGGACUGAGCUAAUAAGCAACAGAACCAAUAGUCUUCAAAGAUUUUUAAAGAGAAUAUUUUAGAGACAUGGCUACAGUUGGACAAAUCAUUUUUUACAGCAUGGUGACCCUAAAUGUCAUAUUAGCAGCCUUCAUCAUCCUCAUCUUGUCCCUGGCCUUUUCAAAAUCCACGUCAAAGGUGAUGAGCAGUAACACAAAACCCGUCGCCAACCUCGGUGAGGACCACAUUCUCAGCUGCUAUAUCCCUGCAGAAAUUCAACAAAACAGCCUAAGUGUGGUGUCGGUCAGCUGGAAGAAGAUGGAUCUGGGACCGAUUUAUCACUACGAGAAUGGAGCUCCGGCUCUUGAUGGGCAAGUUUCACAGUUCAAAGGCAGAGCUCAGGUCUUCCCUGAUGCUGUAGCCAGAGGUAACGUCUCUUUGCUGUUGCGGAGUGUAAGGCGCAGUGAUGAGGGAGAGUACAUCUGCAGCAUUGGGUCCUCUGUUGGGCAAGGGAAGGUCAGCAUUCAGCUCCGAACAGCAGUCUUUUCAGCCCCAACACUAAACUUCUCUAACAGCAUCCUGACCUCUGAGGCGAGCAGGUGGUUCCCUAAACCAGAUGUCACGUGGCUGAACCAAACUGGAAAGGUCCUGAAUGCAAGCACAAGGUUCACAGAAGUGUCAGCAGGAAUAUACAGUGUCCUGAGCACACUACAGUCAGCGCAGGUCAGCGAGACCUACAGCUGCAGGAUUGAAAACAAUUUAGUGGUGGCAGUCACUGAAGCAACUAUAACAGGCACUGGUGUUUUGGGAAGGACAUUCUUCAUCUUCAGUCUUGCUUCAACCCUGCUUGUGUCAUUUUAUCUAAAUCUUAUAACUGGUGUCCUCUGCAUAUUUCAUGUGGUCUAAUUACAUACAACCAUAUAAUCUAUACUUUAAAAUCACACCAUCUAGUUUAUUGUCUGUGUACUGGGUACUUUAAAGAACAGAAAAUGAGCACCUGCUUGUCUUCGAUAAACAAUGUUAAUUUUGUGUGCUCCUGAAAAAAAUGCAGCAAAAUAAGAAGACUGUCACAAAGUUGGAUUAAAGGGAAUAUGCAACAUAUAAAAUGCUCUAAGGUAAGGUUUACUCUGAUUUUGCACAGGAAGUCUUUAAAAAACACAAUAUCCCAGUCAGAGGAGAAAGAAACCGUUUGAACACAUGACUUUGCUUCAAUCUAAACAUGCCAAUGUACGUAGCUCUGUUUGUUUAGGGUUGGUGAAACUCUGGCCCAGGCUCAGGUUUACUUUCACGAUUGCCCUGUAUAUCUGUAUCCAUCUUCCCAUCAGGUUUGGCCAACUUCCAUGUCCCUGCUGAAUAUAAGCGUUCCCCCAGCAAGAUGCUGUUACAACCAUUGUUUCAUCUUGAGGAUGGGUGUUGUGACCCGAGUACCUUGUUCCAAAUGUUUACUGUGCCCCCCACACUGCUUGUGGCAAACUGCAAAAAGGACCUCUUAUGGCUUUCUUUUAAAUAAGAUUUGUGGAGACCACAACUGAUAUGUGGUUUCGGUAUUAUAUUGCUCAGGCUGUGGACAUCUGCAGCUCCUCUAGAGUUAUCAUGGGU